Molecule: messenger RNA, 773 nt
Organism: Plutella xylostella (diamondback moth)
Lineage: Eukaryota; Metazoa; Arthropoda; Insecta; Lepidoptera; Plutellidae
Molecular function (GO): odorant binding
Source: RefSeq, a predicted model, not a curated record
GCCUCUGUCACCCACUCGUCUGCACACCAUGUUGGUUGCAGUUCUGCUAGUACUGCCCGCAUUAGUGACCGCGUCGGGGGAGGGAAACAUCCACCUGCUGGACGAUGAAGUUGCCGUGGCCAUGCGCGCUUGCACGACUCCUAGCAGCGGGGGCAAAGACGCCAAAGUCUCAGCAAGACAGCAGCGAUCCGCGUACCAAUACGACAGUCAGUACGGGGACGCCACGCCGCGGAUAGACGGGAAUGCGCAGCAGGAUGUGAACAUGUACAGCCAUGAGAGGAGGAACACCAGCGACGUGAAGGAACAGAUGCAGGUGCUGAACGCGACGGACUAUGACUAUGACGGGUACAGUGCCGGGGAGAAGCUCGCCAACACCGUGCCCCGGCCAGCGGGGAAUAGGACUAGGCGGAGCGAGCCGCUGUUCGGGAAACCUGACUCGGACCUGUGUUUAAGUCAAUGCAUCUUCGCUAAUCUCCAAGUGGUGGACGCCCGCGGCAUCCCGCGCGAGGCGGAGCUGUGGGGGCGCAUCCAGACAUCGGUGACGUCGCAGCAGUCCCGCGCCGCGCUGCACGACCAGGUGCGCGCCUGCUUCCAGGAGCUGCAGUCAGAAGCUGAAGAUGACGGCUGCUCGUACUCCAACAAGCUGGAGCGUUGCCUGAUGCUGCGGUUCUCUGACCGAAAACCUGCUCCUUCUACCAGCCAGGAUGCACAGAAAAAUAAAUGAAAUCUUGAUCGCUACUGAAAAACUGCUACGCACUCUUUGACCAUGUAUU